This is a messenger RNA of Fulvia fulva, 2115 nucleotides long. Its product is annotated as Poly(A)-specific ribonuclease PARN. Gene Ontology annotation, biological process: nuclear-transcribed mRNA poly(A) tail shortening. Gene Ontology annotation, cellular component: cytoplasm. Lineage: Eukaryota; Fungi; Ascomycota; Dothideomycetes; Mycosphaerellales; Mycosphaerellaceae. Bases 1 to 2115 code for a protein of 704 amino acids. Gene Ontology annotation, molecular function: RNA binding; poly(A)-specific ribonuclease activity. The transcript has 2 exons. The record is from RefSeq and is a predicted model, not a curated record.
AUGCACACUGUUGCUGCGCGGGCUGUUGCCGCCACGCCAUCAACCUGUGGCCUUCCCAGGAUAGCUGUAUGCAUCACAGCGAGAAGUAGUUUCAUUCACUCUCUCACACACGCGCCCCUCUCACGCGCACACCCGAGACAGCGGCGGCAGGUGCGAGUUUGCUCGAGAUCGUACGCUUCCGCCUCUUCAGCAUCACCAUCAUCACCUGCAGUCUCUCUUUCCUCGUCCGCCCUCGGCUGGCUUCGCCGGCUCAUCUCAAAUUGGAACUUGACAACACUUGCCACCUGCACUCGCACAUCCUCUUCUGAUCCCACAACAAACAUUGCUAAAUUGAGCAGCCCAAUAACCACCACCAAGAUGGACGUCGACAAGGUCAGCUUCUAUCCACUACUGCUGGACAUCAUCACCGACAUCUCCGAAGCGCACUUUGUCGCCAUUGACCUUGAGCUCUCCGGCGUGCCUUCCAAGGGCUCAUGGGGCAAAGACUCCGGCAAGCCGACCAUUCAGCAGCGCUAUCUUGAGAUCAAGGAAGCAGCAGAGCGCUAUCAGAUAUUGCAAAUUGGCAUCACCUGCGUGGACCAGAAUGUGCACGAUGGCAAAUACACCCUCAAACCAUACAACUUCGACCUCUCACCUGUCAUCAGCGAGCGCGGCCUUGAUGUCGAACGCAUCUUCUCCUUCCAGUCCGGAGCCGCCGAGUUCUUGCUUGGCGUGAACUUCGACAUCGGACGACCCUUCACAAUGGGUGUUCCAUACCUCUCACGUGCAGAGGCGAAGGUGGCCCGUGAGAAAUUCGCAAUGCGUCAAGACAAGACCAGUAUGGCCGACAUCCAUAUCAAGCCAACCGAGACCGAGUCACUGGCCUUUCUCGAGAGGGUCAGAGGCGAGAUCAAUGCUUGGGUCAAAUCACGCAACAUGGAUACGCCUGCUUACCUCAACAUCGCUCCUGUCGGCUACGACACCGUUAAGGAUGGACAACGUCAAGCCGAAGAGCUGUCACGCUUCGAGAAGCGCCUAGUCCACCAGCUCGUCCGCGCAGAGUUCCCGGAGCUUGUCACCGUCAGCAAGAAAGGCUUCAUCCAGAUCGUGCGCUUUAACAAAGAACGCGAGGACAGGAUCGCUGCCGAUCGCCGACGCGAGCUCGAAGAACGCAUUGGUCGGCAGAAAGGAUUCAGGUGGAUCAUUGAGGCUCUACAUGGUAGCAAUAUCAGCAAUCUUGAUCUGCGCGAAUGCGCUAAAGACAGCGUCACCGGAGAGCCUAUCUUUGCGGAUAUGGACGACUACAAAGCGCAGUUCAAUCGAGCACAGGGAAUCUUGCGUGGCAACCCGAAAGUGAUCGUUGGUCACAACUGCUUCCUGGAUAUGGUCUACAUCUACCGCACUUUCAUCGGUGAACUGCCGGACACAGUGGAGGAGUUCCAGCGAGCACUUCACAAGCUCUGGCCCGUGGUCGUUGAUACGAAAUACAUGACCACUCACAACUGCGGUGAUAUCAGCCCGAUCAGCUCUUUGGAACAGAUCGCCGAACAGCUCAGCGCCCAGACCACUCCAAUUCUCGAUACCGACAAGCAACACACCAAGUACAACACCAUGGAUGCAUUUCACGAAGCUGGCUUUGACAGCUUUCUGACUGCUCAGGUAGCUGUCAGAUUGUCUGCCAAGCUGGAACGUGAAGGCACAUACAUCGACGUUGAGGACAGGCGCAAUUCGGCAGCGCCCACAGAUAUCACCAACGGCGUGGCAAACAUGAAGCUUACCGGCAAUGCGCUGUUUGAGCUUCAAAAGGAGCAGAAGGCAAACGGAAACGUCGACGCUUCAGAGGCCGGUGGCUUCACGCCAUCUGUCCCUGGCGCACAAUGGAAGCGAGUCGGAGACCCCACCCUGGAACCGACCUCCAAGGACGAUCUGUUCGAGUAUGACCCAACCGACCUCAAGCAUCGCUUCACCAAACAGGACUUGACCAUACCAGGCGGUAUGCCACGCUUCGGCAGUGACUUCUGGCGUGUCUACGGCAACAAGUUCCGCGUCUUCGGCACCCAGGAAGGUGUCUGCGCGCUCGACGACUCCAUCGAAUCACCAAUUGCCUCGGACGAGGAUGGAGGUGUAGAGGUCUAG